Molecule: messenger RNA, 2929 nt
Organism: Etheostoma spectabile (orangethroat darter)
Lineage: Eukaryota; Metazoa; Chordata; Actinopteri; Perciformes; Percidae
Product: glucocorticoid modulatory element-binding protein 1
Exons: 10
Coding region: 488-2026 (512 amino acids)
Biological process (GO): regulation of transcription by RNA polymerase II
Cellular component (GO): nucleus
Molecular function (GO): RNA polymerase II cis-regulatory region sequence-specific DNA binding
Source: RefSeq, a predicted model, not a curated record
AGCCUGCCACCUCCUGGUGAAAUACAGGCAACAACAAAAACACGCAACAGCAUUGAACAGCGUUUAUUGCACGACUAACCAAAAAGAUACGGCCACCACAUAAGUAGCCACUGAAUUAACGUUUUGUUUUUGAGUCUAAGUAAAACCUACGGGGGAAGCGUCCUUUAAAAAUACAUUUAGACGACUUCCUUUGGAUUGAAAAACACGUUUUGAAGCUUGAAAUCUUUCAGCAUUCACGGUGCCAUGGCUCAGUGCUCAGAUGUAGUUUAAACCAAUCAGUGCGCUUGCACAUGCGAGCAGUUUGACCGAUUUACACAUCGCGUGCGAACUAACCGCUUCUCGUGACAGCGGGACAGAUGCUUCUCAGGCAAAUGCUGCCUUCACUGCAGGAAGUGUAACAAAGCAGCACGGCGCAUGCUCUUGUGCCUUACUCACAAGCAAGAGGAUGAACUAUCCCCAGCUGUAAAACGCUCUGUGGGGAGGGGUGAUGGCGGGUGCUGAGGCCGCGGUGUCUUCAGGGGAUCUCAUGACAGUGAAGGAAGAGGAAGGGGAGUCCAGUAGCAACAGCUAUAAGUCUGAAGUCAUCCUGCACCUGCAGCCCAUCCCACAUGGGUUAAAUGAUGACAUUGCUAACACUGGCACUACAGUUUUGGCCAUAGAGACACAUCAUGAAGACAGUAAAGCAGAAGGAGAGGAGAUUGAGUAUGGCUACCCCAUCACCUGCGGAGACAGAAGAGCUGUGCUACUAUUUAAGAAGUUUGUUUGCCCUGGAAUCAACGUCAGAUGUGUCAAAUUCAACGACCAGCUCAUCAGUCCCAAGCAGUUUGUACAUCUGGCAGGAAAAGCCACUCUGAAGGACUGGAAAAGGGCCAUCAGACUGGGAGGGGUAAUGCUCAGGAAAAUGAUGGACUCCGGCCAGAUAGAUUUCUACCAGCAUGACACCGUGUGCAGCAACACCUGCCGCAGCACUAAAUUUGAUGUGCUCAACAACAGCACGCGGCUUCCUCCGGGGACCUCAGUGCAGCCGCGCCCGUCAUGUCUGGCUCUUGACCUGGUUGGAGGACAGGUGCCUCCCCUGACAGGAGAGGGUGGGCAUGAUGCAGUAGAGAUAGAGGAGCCUUUGGAGGAGAAGUGCAAUGCAACGGCAGAGUGGAGCCCUGGUCCAGCCCGGGAAGUAAAUCACACAACAACCAACGGCCAUGCUGCGAAGAGAAAGAGAGCUGACACACCUGAUGGAGUACUGAGCCUGUGGAAGGGUGUGGCAGACUCGGGGCUGAUGGCCGAGGUUCUGUCCAGUCUCCAGACUGAAUUAUUAGCCACUCUUAAAGGAGUGGAGGUUCGCAGUGGGAAGGCCAACCUGCAGGAGACGGAUGCCGUCAUGCUUAAUUCCCUGUGUAAGAUGUUUGGCCUUUUAGACUCAGUGAAGCAAGCUCUGGACCUGAAGCGCAGCCAAGAUGAAGAGAACAAACUCCAUAACAAUGUUAAUGUGCCGGAUGAGAUGUUGGAGGAGCGGAGGACGCAGGGUUCUGAUAAACGUAUCUCCUGCAAAACUCUGCACUUGAAACACCUACGACUUCACAACCCGUCAAACAGCCGGACCCACAACUUGCUGUCUCCCGUCAAAACAAGCCCAGUGAUCCAGCCUCUCUCUGCUACCGGUUUAUCUGCUGCAGCUUACGCUCAGCUCACAAUCAACCCUCAGCUCUUCACCCUUUUCCCUGGCUCCAAUGGCCUGCACCACCAUGCCGGAGCUGGCAAGAUGGACAGGGACAGCCAUAAAGCCCAGCUGGAGAGGGAGAAUGAGCUCGGUGAGACAGGGAACCAGGACAAGCUUUGCAGGCUGGGACAGGAGGGCGUGGAGGGCGAGGUCACGUCAGGGAUCCACAAAGAGACUGUACAGAGGACUGUUAAGUUUGAAGAAGACCAUUACCGUAGAAUCGAGGAGGUAGAGGAGACGGAGGGCUUGCAUGAUAUUGAAAAGGUGGAUUUAGGAAAAAAGGCGUCAAAGAAACAUAAAAGUAAGUGAGGGAGAAAGAGGCUCCCAAAAGAAUGCUGGACUAAGUGAGGGAAUGUGCCUGAAACCCGAAGACUGAACGUUACUUUUUUUUCUUGGAUUCUCAUAUCUAUACUGUGGUUACUGUUGCCAUGUUACAGGCACAUAUUUUUUUCUUGCAUUGAGACAUAUGAGAAGAGCAUUUUGGACAUGCAUUUCUAACAUAGAGCUAAAAUGAUUCAUUGAUUAGCAGACUGACAGAAAAGGAAUUAUUUUGAUAAUUAGUUGAAUUAGAAUAAGUUGUUAUCUAAGUAAAAAUUCCAAAAUUGGGGUUUUAACUGUUGGUUGAACAAAAUAGAAAAUAUUUAGCAAUAUGAAGCCAUCACUUUGUGUUCCGGGAAUUUGCAAUGGACUUUUUUUUUUCUUUUCUUUUUUGUUUUACUAUUUCUGAUAUGUUAUAGACUAAAGUGGAUUAAUCUGCAAUACAUAAUCAGCAGUUUAAUUGAUCAAGAAGUAAUGGUUAGUUGUAGCCCUAAAACAAAGAAAUCUAUCUUGUCUAUUGAAUAUAGUAUAUUAGGAACAAUACUCUGUAAGUGUUUCUAAAUGAAAGUCAGAUAAAUACAAUAUUAAGGUUCUAUUUUUGAUAUUUGAUGAUAAUAUUUUCCCUCGUCUAAAAGUAAUUUGCUGGUCUUUGCGACACAUUAUUCCUCAUACUUUUAUAUUUAGUUUAUACUACUAUUUGUAAUUUAAUAUUUUGUGAGUUACACUUGUGUGUUGAAUUUUAGAUUAUUUGGAUUUUGUGAAAUAUAUCUCACUCAGGCUUGUAUUUUGGCCCUUGUCACAUUGCCUAAGACCUGCCUAAGAUCUAUGCACCCAGCAUUCCCUGUCUGAAGAUCAAAUUCUUCUUCAUUUGUGACAGUGAAAGCUGUUUAUAAA